Molecule: messenger RNA, 2165 nt
Organism: Asterias rubens (European starfish)
Lineage: Eukaryota; Metazoa; Echinodermata; Asteroidea; Forcipulatida; Asteriidae
Product: betaine--homocysteine S-methyltransferase 1-like
Exons: 7
Coding region: 1-1146 (381 amino acids)
Molecular function (GO): methyltransferase activity; zinc ion binding
Source: RefSeq, a predicted model, not a curated record
AUGCACUGGGACCCGGAUUCCGAUUCUGACCCGGUGUCGCGGCCUCAGCCGUCCGGCGUACUUAGAGCUCCGGUACUUUUCAUCCAUCAUUUUGAAGGAUUGAUGGAGCGACUCCGCGAUGGAGAGACCGUCGUCAUCGCGGAGGGAUAUCUGUUUAUCUUCGAAAAACGCGGCUACUUGAAGGCCGGCCAUUUCGUGCCCGAGGUGGUAGUAGAGUACCCGGAGUUAGUCCGCCUCCAGUAUCAAGAGUUUGCCCGCGCAGGCAGUGACGUCGUCCUCGCUUUUACAUACUACGCCAAUCGGGAGAAGGUGAAACUCGCUGGCCGCGAGCACGAAAUCGAGAAGAUCAAUCGAACUGCACUGCGCAUGGCCAGAGAAAUAGCAGACGAGACCGGAACCCUGAUGGCGGGAAACAUUUGCAAUACUAACAUCUUCGUCCCCAACGAUCCAGAAAAUCAUGCUAAGAUAAAAGGCUAUUUCAAGGAGCAGAUAGAGUGGGCUGUUGCCGAAAAAGCCGAUUUCAUCCUUGGGGAGACUUUUAGUGAUUAUGGGGAGGCUGUAAUUGCAUUGGAAGCCAUUAAAGAAUACGGCAAGGGUCUUCCGGCGGUUAUAAACUACGCCUGGCACAAGAGGGAAGUGAACGGUCGACCAGCCACUUUGGACGGCGUGGAUCUGUGCGAAGCAUUCCAGAACCUGGAGGCUGCCGGAGCCGAUGUACUUGGCCUCAACUGCGCCCGUGGGCCAGCCACGAUGAUGACGCUGAUGAAAGAGAUCAAGAAAUAUGUUAAGGUUCCUCUGGCCGCAAUCCCAGUGACUUAUCGCACGACUGAAAAGGAGCCUAACUUCCAGUCUCUAACGGAUCCAAUUUCAGGUGUCCGCCUGUUUCAACAGGACCUGGACGCCGCCAUGUGCAGCCGCACCGAUAUCGUAAACUUCGGCAAGUCCUGCAAGGAGUUGGGUAUCCAAUUCGUGGGGCUGUGCUGCGGCAAUGACAGCCACUACACCAGGACCCUGUGCGAGACGCUGGGACGCACCGUACCGGCUUCACGCUACUCCGUGGACAUGUCCAAGCACUACGUGUUCGGAACCCAGUCCAAUCUGUGCAGUCGUUACACUAAAGGGGAGGGGAAGCAAUUUACGGCCUAAAUUAUCAGGCAUUUGGGGAUACCAAAACAAAAUGCAUUGCCCAAUAAUGACAAAAGCAUUAUACAUUCUUAUAGUUAAGUACAAUUUGUAAAUUACGCUAAACAACCAAAUAAUCAAAUUUGUUAUUAUUUGUUGUAACAAUUUGUACAGCUUUAAACAAUUGUCUCCCCGACAAAAAGAUCACGUCUUAUUUAAAACUGCAUGUCAUUAUUGACUUUGGUAUGAGUUGACUUGGGUACGAGUUCAUCUGGGUCCGAGUUGACUUGGGUACGAUUCACCUUAGUACGAGUUGACUUGGGUACGAGUUGACUUGGGUACGUGUCCACUUGGUUACGAGUUGACCAUAUGAUUCGAAUUCCUCCCCACAGGCCAACUCGUACUCCAGUGAACUCGUACCUAAAUCAACUCGUACCGUGUAACGUACGUUGUAAUGUCGAGGAGAAGUUUCUUUGCGGUGGAGUUUUACCGUCUGCAUGGCAAUCUAAGAACGAUGUUCCACGUGCAAUUUACGAAUCUCGGGAAACGUACGACAGAAAGGGUCACAAUUAGCAAAGAUUAUGCAAAUGUUUCACCUCGUUAAAAGUACACUGUAGUAUUGAUUCAGCCCAAAUGGCCAACCGUUAAAUUUAAGAAACGCACACAAUUACUACGAGUUCUGAAUGGUAAGGAUCAAUUUGAUCACCAAGCUAACUCAACUCACUUACCAGAGAACACGAGACUUACGAAACUCCCAAGCCGGACCGAAGUUCAUAGACUGCACCCGAUGGCUAUAAAGAAGUCGGGUACCCUCUAACUAACAUCCGUGCACCACACUCAAAUAAAACAGUUCAAUAAAAACACCCAUUUACGUUUUAUAGGGACAAAUUGUGUGUUGUAUAAGAAAUAAUUUAAUCAUCAUUUUGUGAUCUUACUCUAUUUCUAUUUCAAUUCAAUCAGCUGCAUUUUAUACACGCCAAUUAAAGACAGUGGACACUAUUGGUAAUUGUCAAAGACCAGUCUGGUGUUUCUAAACAUAUGCU